Messenger RNA from Chara braunii, 3591 nucleotides. NCBI's taxonomy places the organism in Eukaryota, Viridiplantae, Streptophyta, Charophyceae, Charales, Characeae. The record is from the annotation of a GenBank genome assembly.
UGGAGGGGGGAGUGGUGAUUCUGGACGUAGGAGGCGCAAAACGGCACCAGAAAAAGGAAAAGAAAACGUUGCAAGCACCUCCGCUACACCCACAUCCACAGUGACCUCCAAAGACCCCACGCCGACAAUGGACCCUUCGCUGUUCGUUCCACAAGACAAGGCGAGGCAGGACAAGUUGCAGAGGGAGAAGCCCGUGUGGAAGUACGCAGAACAGGGUCAGGAAGCCGGGGCGAAAGGGAGAGGCGAGUACUGCACGGGAUUCCGGAAGGGGGGGUCGAUCAGAAGGCCGACGAGGUGGUUGAAGUUCCCGCAUACCUUUGAGCCACAGCCACCGCCCACUGCGGGCAGGGCUGCUCCUCCAUGUGAUGCAGGGGAUUUGCACAAGGAGAAUGCUUUAGAUGCGGCGGGGGGUGAGGCGUCGGGGUCGAACACACGACUGUCCUCAUUGCAGCAGUCAACAAUAAGGAGGUGGGUGGACAACGAUGCGCAGAAGAAACUGGACAUCGCAGAGAACGAGGCGGACCGGAGGCGGACCGGACGACAACGCAGAGAAGAGCCACGCCCGGCAGCGACGGAGCCCAGGGUAAGGGAAACUGCACUGUACAAUCCACAAUCUGAUGUCGAGUUCGCACGGCUAGACACGGAUGUCGAGACGUUGCUGGACACGAGGGUGGACGAAGAUGAGGAGGAUGCGAACCGUGCCAAGGCUAUGGCUGACUGGGAGACCGAACUCGUCAACAAACGUAUGAUGGAGGAGGAGGCCCGCCGUGCAGCUAUCCCGACCCGGAGAGAGAUCGAGAGAGGUCUCAAACAAGCUAGGGAGCACCAACAGCAGAGCAAUCAGGCAUUGGAGGUUGUUGAAGAAGGAGAAGAGGAGGAGGAGGAGCACCAGGCUGAGGUGGGAGAUUACAUGGAACAGGAAGAAGAGGCGGAGGGCAUGGUGCAACCGCAGGAGGGAGAGGAGAUGGAGCACCAAGAAGAAGAGGAAGGCGCGGUGCAAGGCGGGGAGGAAGAGGAAAUGCAGCAGGAAGAGGAGGGGGAAGGAUUGCCACAGCAGAAGAUGCAGCACGGCGAGGUGAAUACAGCCCGCGAAGACGAGCCCCGUCCCACAGCAACAGCAGUCUACACACGCAGGCCCCGACCAGCGGAGUUUCCGGAGUCCGAGGAGAAGAUACCGGAAUUGCCCGCAAGGAGGGAGGAUGUCCAGCAUGACAACCUGUGGGUGAGCCGAGUGGGCAGGAAGAGAAAGGAGCCAUCACAGGAUGCUCCUGCACAGCCGAAACGUCCUCGUGGCAGACCGCGAAAGCAGAAGACAGACACGGACAGUACACCGGCAGAUGAGGUAGCAACCGCAGAGAAAAAGAAGGCAGAGAACGCCGAGAAGGCACGUCUGUUGGCAAUCGACCAGCAGCGCCAGCAAGACGAGGCAGCAGCAAAGGCUGCCGAUGAAGAACGAAGUCAACGACGCGAGAAGAUAUUCAACGGAGAGCGAGCCUUGCUCACAAUGGCAGCGGACUGGCGGGCCGAGGCCGAGAAUGGUAAGAUGGAAGAGAGUGAAAGCAAGAUCGCUCUACUCCUCUGCCAUUUCACGGAUCUCCUGGCAACGUGCAUUGCACAGCAGGAGGACAUCCACAGCCUCAACGACGCGGUUCAGAUGCACAACAAGGCGUUUGAUCAGGUCAACAGCCGCCUCCAACAGCUGGAGCAACGACCCGUCACCGCCCCCGAUGCCAGCUCCUCCAACAACUCCGAUCGCCUCAAUUCAUUGGAGAUCGAUGUCGGAACCCUCAAGGACGACGCGCAACUACAGCAAACCGCCACGCAACAACUGGAGCAGCGGUUUUGUGCUGCUGCCGCCAACCCGAGCUCGGCACAGCGUGAGACAACUCCGAAGUUCGAUGGUCAGGAGAUCUUCUGCGAUUCGACGAAGACGGACCCGAUUCCGUGGUUCCGCAAGUUCGAGCUCAAGUUGCAACUACACCACGUCAGCGAGGACAAGCAUCACGCGUACUUUUACUCCCGGUCGGGGGGCGCGUGCCAAGCAUGGUUGGACAAUCCCUUGUCCAAGUACGGGGUGGUAGCUGCUGACUUGUACACCAAGAUCAACUGGGAAGCCUGGGAUGAUCUAAAGGCGGCGUGGCAUAAGCGGUUCCGAGUACAGCCACCAGAGAUCAAGGCAAUGGACAGAUUGACGACCUUCGAACAAGGCACGCUGUCGAAGGACAAAGUUGCGGUGGGGGACAUACUUGUGUAUGUUACCAAGGUGGCCCGCGAGUUUCGCAAGCAGCGGUACGAUGACAACAACGCACCGCUCCUCUAUGUCCGCAUCCAAGUUGGGCAAGCGUCCUGCAACGCUUUGCUGGAUAGCAGCGCGUCUUGCAAUUUCAUGAGCCAAGCCUUUAUGCAAAGGGCUGGCCUUGGCGCACUAGUUCGGAGGAAGGCAAACCCGACGGCCAUCAAGUUGGCGAACGAAAGGAUGCAACAACUCAUCGACUGCUACAUCGAGGCCGUACCGGUGUAUUUCGCACCUCAUGCAUGCGAACCGGUGACGUUCGACAUUUUGGACACGGACUUCGACAUUAUUUUGGGACUGCCUUGGCUUGCAAGUGCAGAUCACACGGUCAACUUCCACCGGCGGACUCUUACCGUUCGGGACGCCUUCGGAGCCGAAGUGUCGUGUACUAUUUCUCUUCUGUACCCUUCGAUUCGGUGCCAAGUGGUGACGGCCAAGCCAUUCUGGGCUACUUGCGCUUACGAGCAGCCCGACGAGAUAGGCCUAUGUUUUCUACGGACCGUCGCGGUAGCCGACUCUUCACCCACAGACUUGUCUUCGGAACCCCGUGUGGUGCGGUUGCUUGACGAGUUCAUCGACAUCUUCGAGUCACCUACCGGUGUGGUGCCGGAUCGGCCGACCUCUCACGAGAUCAUUCUUGAGGACGGUGCCGUGCCGCCGAAAGGUUGCAUUUACCUCAUGAGCGAGGAGGAGCUUACGGUCCACGCGCAACUCGAUAACUUGUUGGACAAGGGUUGGAUCCGCUUUAGCAGCUCCCCAUAUGGAGCACCAGUUCUAUUCGUAUGGAAGAAGAACAAGGAUCUACGAUUGUGCAUCGACUACCACAAGCUCAACGUGCAAACCGUCAAGAAUGCGGGGCCUCUUCAUCAUAUUGACGAUCUCCUGGAGCGAUUGGGUGGCGCAAAGUACUUUUCUAAGUUGGAUCUGAAAUCAGGAUACCAUCAGAUUUCCAUCCGGCCGCACGAUCGCUAUAACUCCGCGUUCAAGACGCGGUAUGGGCAUUUUGAGUGGGUGGCCAUGCUUUUUGGCCUCACCAAUACCCCGACGACCUUUCAAGCGGCAAUGACCAACGAGUUCCGUGCGAUGUUGGACCAGUUCGUGCUGGUCUACUUAGACGACAUUCUCGUCUAUAGCCGGACAUUCUUGAGCACCUUCGACGAGUGUUGGAAACGCUCUGCCGCGCCAAGUACAAAGCCAUUUUCAGGCCAUGUCGUUUUCAGCUUGAAAGCCUGAAAACAAGCGCCUACAGGCCCUGUGUCGUUUCAGCCUAAAACAGGGCCCUCCAGGCUUUGAGUCUU